Molecule: messenger RNA, 1864 nt
Organism: Mytilus trossulus (common blue mussel)
Lineage: Eukaryota; Metazoa; Mollusca; Bivalvia; Mytilida; Mytilidae
Product: HSPB1-associated protein 1 homolog
Exons: 8
Coding region: 151-1737 (528 amino acids)
Molecular function (GO): 2-oxoglutarate-dependent dioxygenase activity
Source: RefSeq, a predicted model, not a curated record
UACAUUUAUUUUUGAAUAUCCGGUUUGGGCUUCCGGUUUCUCUUUCGAUUUGGUUUUUGAUAUCACGGUGACUUGACUUAUGCGGAUGCCUUAUAAAACUCCUUACCCUAACGUUUGAAAUCCAUAUCAAAGAUUAUCUUACAUGUUACCAUGACAACUUUAGAAGCCUUGAUUUCAUCCAUGAAAUGCCCACCUAUUGUUUUGUCAAACAAGAUUUCUGAUUGGCCAGCAAGAAAGUGGACACCAAAUUAUUUAGCCAGUGAAUUGACAAAUCAAAGAUACAAAUGUAAAAUUGCUCCAAAGGAUGAAAAUGUUUUGUGGGAAACAGAAUGUGUCCAUGAGGAGGUAACUCUACAGCAGUUUGUGGAAUGGGAUUUAGGAAAGCCAGACCAAAAUAAUCCAUUAUUUCCUUACAAUAAAUCAGAUAUCACCUGUUACAUAGACUACAAAUACAUGAAAGAUUUGUUUAUUGAGAAAACAGAUCACCUGAAAGCAGUUGAUUGGAGUGUUUUUGGGUUAGACAACAGAGAUGGACAUGCCAGUACUAUAUGGAUUGGAAGUGAAGGCUGUUACACUAAUUGUCAUUAUGAUACAUACGGUUUCAAUUUGGUCGCUCAGAUUUGUGGUAGAAAGAGAUGGACUUUAUUUCCACCAUCAGAUACCAAGUCUAUGUAUCCAACAAGGAUUCCUUAUGAAGAGUCUAGUGUUUUUAGUCAGGUCAAUGUGAAAAAGCCAGAUACCACUACUUUCCAUCUUUUCAAGAAUUCUCAUCCCCAUGUGGUGAUUUUAGAACCAGGCGAUGUAUUAUAUGUACCUAGACAUUGGUGGCACUUUGUUGAGAGUUUAGAGACAUCUAUCAGUAUAAAUACAUGGGUGGAAAUGGAUGAAGACAAAGAAAGUCAUGUGACAGAAGCUAUAUCAAGAGUAUUGUUUGGAUGUAUGAUGGACAUUAAAAUAGGGUCAGUGGGAACAAAUACUGACUGGAUUAAUCCAGGAGAGGAAGUCCAUGGUCAUGAUGUUAAUUUCAGAUAUCUUCAGAAGGCUGUUGAUUCAUAUAAGAAAGCAAAAGAUAAAAACAAUCUGUCUAGCAAUUUAAAUAAAUUUGCAUCCCAUAUAGGAAAGUAUUGUGAUUUAAAAGUUUCAACCAAUGAAACAGCAGCUAUUCCAAGUAGAAAUAAGUUAUUUUUUCAAGAUGCUGUUGACAGUGGAAAUAAUAAAGAAACUGACCAGAGUUUGAAAAGAAAAGUCGGUACCAGUCCUAGAAAUGAGCAUAAAAUACAACGGAAAGAUUUCGAAACUGAAAACUUGAAUGCUGAUAUGGAAAAUUACCAUGAAUGCCUUCACCACAAUAUCUUAUCAUUUAAUUCUAAUUUAAAAGUGCUGGAACCAAUGUCAUAUGAUUUGUAUGUAAAGGAGGUCAUUUGCAGUUAUCAUUCUGAACAGGAGACAAUGUAUGAUUCUGACAUUGAUCUACCAGAAUUUACGAAAAAUACAUCACAAGAAUUAUUAAAUAAUUGUCAGCAAUGUCAAUUAUCAUGUGACAGAACUGAAUUAGAAACUGCUCAACAGUGUCAGACAUGUAACAUGAAAACAUCAGCUUCAAUACAAUUUUCACAACAGAAAAUUGACUGUGAUGACAAUUUAACAGUUGAACAUUUUUCUAAAAUUUUAUUGCAUCCUGAUGUUAUUAAGAAAGUUAAAGAGUUAAUAACAGAACCCUUUGACAUGCUAAGAUAACAAACAUUUUUAAAUACUUUCAUGUUUUCAAUUCAAUUCCUUAUAAAAGACACUCUGUUUAUGUAUAGGAAUCAUUGGCCUUUAUUAUUGCCAAACACUCAAUACAUUAUAUGUCUAUGGUCAAACA